This is a messenger RNA of Rhinichthys klamathensis goyatoka, 460 nucleotides long. RefSeq names its product C-C motif chemokine 22-like. The transcript has 3 exons. Gene Ontology annotation, cellular component: extracellular region. Gene Ontology annotation, biological process: cellular response to interleukin-1; lymphocyte chemotaxis; inflammatory response. Lineage: Eukaryota; Metazoa; Chordata; Actinopteri; Cypriniformes; Leuciscidae. Gene Ontology annotation, molecular function: CCR chemokine receptor binding; chemokine activity. The coding region runs from base 92 to 403 and encodes 103 amino acids. The record is from RefSeq and is a predicted model, not a curated record.
AGGAGCUCAGGUGUUAUUCUGGACACAUCUGCUCUGAGAUCUUCCAGCUCUACAAGACUCUUUCUGUCGUUGUGAACAAACAUCUUGAAGAAUGAGAAGCCUGGUGUUUCUGCUGGUCCUGGUUCUCUUCUGCUCUGUGCCGAUGACUUCAAGCGCUCCCCUCGCAGCUAAUGUGGCAAACUGCUGUAUGGAGUUCAGUAAUGUGAAGAUUCCUGUGAGACUGGUGAAGUCUUACUACUGGACCAGCAGCUCCUGUGCCAGACCAGCCAUUGUGUUUCAGACAUUUGCAGGUAAAGAGUUCUGUAUAGAUCCAGAGACCACCUGGGUGAACGGCCAUGCUGAUAAAGUGGACAAGAGAACAACAUCAGCUACUACAGCAAAGACUCAGAGCCCAACCGUCUGAAACAAGCUACACUGUUUCUACUUGAACUUUGCAUUUUAUAUUGUAUUUUUGACCGCU